AUGGUCUUCACAUCGCGCGAGUUGCUCAACCCCACAUCAGUCUCGUACGUCCUGAUUGGAGAACAUCGCUCCCACCGGUUGGCCGUGUAUGGCCAAGGCAAAGCUGGCACAACUAUUAUGACUAUGGCGCAAGCAAAUCAGACACCCACAAUACUCGAUGCCUUGGACCUCAAUGACUCGGAAGGCGACUCUUUGACGGGUAAUGUCGAGGAAGUGCUUUUCGGAGUUGAACGCAUACUUAGAAAGACGCCUCUUCACCACAGAAUUAAGAAACUACGUGGUGCCUUUACUUCGUGGCUGUCCAACCUGGACAGCUUUAUCCCAACUGAGCAGCAACUGCGACUCGCAGAGUAUGAGGCAGCCACCGCUAGUCAAACCUUGAGCCGCAUGGUCCAAUCUGCGACGGACCUGGUGGAUGCUCAGGGCAAACCGGAGUAUCGAGAUAUUGUUGAACGCGAGUUGAGUAUGCUGGAUGCGCAGAUGGUUGUACUGGCUCGCCUCUUCCCCGCAGCUUCAGCAACGCGGCGUGCAAACAUAAGCAGCUCUCGAGGACCAAGUACUGAAGCGCUUAGCUGGGCGGCUAGUGAGCCAGGGUCCGGCAAUACCAUAUUGCCUCCUUUACAGUCCACGAAUACUAGCCCUCCACCACGUCCAAACUACACGAACUCACAUUCAGGCUCAAGCUUCCCUCGGCCGCAGACUCGUCAAUCCACGGGAUUCAGCAACUCUGGUGCGGAAGCCCGUCCUCGACCCGAGAUCUGGCGCAUCAAUUCCCCUAAAUCAGGCCAAUUUGUUACCGGGAACUGGUACCAAAGCCCCGAAGAUGCUAUGGGUGAUCAUGGACCCGGUAUGCUGGUGCAUGAAGUCUUCAUCGGUGGAACCUCCAGGGGGAUUUUGGGCAAUGUUCAUGGAUCUCAAAACCCCAUAGGAUCACCCCUGCAGGAACCGCGACGAGAGGAACAAGGAGGGCGAUUUGGUUAG
Messenger RNA from Lithohypha guttulata, 981 nucleotides. RefSeq lists its product as uncharacterized. Bases 1 to 981 code for a protein of 326 amino acids. The record is from RefSeq and is a predicted model, not a curated record. Lineage: Eukaryota; Fungi; Ascomycota; Eurotiomycetes; Chaetothyriales; Trichomeriaceae. The transcript has 2 exons.